This is a messenger RNA of Zerene cesonia (dogface butterfly), 1491 nucleotides long. RefSeq names its product proton-coupled folate transporter-like. The record is from RefSeq and is a predicted model, not a curated record. Gene Ontology annotation, molecular function: transmembrane transporter activity. Gene Ontology annotation, biological process: transmembrane transport. Gene Ontology annotation, cellular component: membrane. Lineage: Eukaryota; Metazoa; Arthropoda; Insecta; Lepidoptera; Pieridae. Bases 1 to 1491 code for a protein of 496 amino acids. The transcript has 7 exons.
AUGACAACCGUAAAACAGACGAUAGAACCUGAAGAACAACCUCUGGACAAUAAUAAACAAGAUGUUAAAACUGAUAAUUAUGUAGAAAAGAAAACUAUCUUUGAAAAACUGUCAUACCUGAAAUCCAACACAACAGUGGAACCUAUUCUGGCUGGCCUUGUCAUACCUUCGAUGUUAGCCAGAUUGGCGAUACAAAAUCUAAAUUUGGAUAAAGUUUGUCGCGUUAAAAAUGCUUAUGGUGACGAGAUAUGCGAUGCUCUGUUACAAAAGAAGGACAAUUUAAGCUCCUACGAGGCGGAAGUACAGCAAGUUAUAUCAUCCAUAGAAGCUUGGAAGAGUGUGAUACAAACAUCGUUACCAACGAUUCUUGUGAUAUUUAUGGGAGCUUGGAGUGACAGGACUGGGAAUAGAAAACUGUGCAUUCUUCUACCAUUGCUUGGGGAGUUGUGUGUUUGUUUGAGUAAUAUACUUAGUACAUAUUUUUUCAAGGAGAUAUCGGUGGAAUUGACCAUGUUCUUGGAAGCGUUCUUUCCAUCUAUUACUGGUGGAUGGGUCAUGGUGUAUCUCGGUGUAUUUAGUUAUAUAAGUGAUAUCACAAAUCCUGAAUCCAGGACGUUUCGUGUGGGUUUGGUUAAUUUGUGUUUGACAGCCGGAAUACCAGUAGGCACAGCUCUCAGUGGGAUUUUAUUGAAACUUUGGGGGUACUACGGUGUUUUCACUGUUUCGGGGUUAAUUUAUUUGAUAACUUUACUAUAUGGAUAUUUUUAUUUGGAAAGCAGAACAAAACCUGGAACUGAAAAGGUUAAACCGUUUAAAGUAUCCGAAGUGUUUUCAUUGGUUAAAGAAACAGCCGUUGUAGCAUUUAAGAAAAGAGAUGGGAAUUUGCGAAAAAAGAUAGUUCUCACACUAUCCGUUGUUGCUAUUGUGUAUGGACCAAACCAUGGCGAGAGAAUAAUCACCUACAUGUUUGUGAGGUAUCGGCUGAAAUGGGAUGCUUUGAAAUUCAGCCUCUAUUCCACUUACAGCCUCAUCACACAUUCGCUAGGGGCACUCUUUUCCAUCAGUGUGUUCAGCAAACACUGGGGUUUCCACGACAGUGUUUUAUGCCUCAUAUCUAUAGUUAGUAAAUUAAUUGGCUCAGUGUAUCUGUCUUUCGUUAGAACUGACAUGGAAAUGUUUAUGGUGCCAAUAGUUGAAAUUCUAAACGCAACAACAUUCACCUCCCUGAGGUCGAUGGCUUCAAAGCUAGUUCGAGACGAAGAAAUGGGUAAAAUGAAUUCGCUGUUCAGUCUGGUGGAGACGUUGGCGGCAUUAUUCUUUGAUCCCACGUAUUCGAUGCUAUAUGCUCGCACUAUACCGAUAUUUACGGGUGCUGUGUUCAUUUUCAGCGCAGUUAUGACGGUACCGGCUAUUGCUAUUUUAAUGUGGCUAUUUAUUCAGCAUCGAAGGGAAAGAAAAGAAAAAAUAAAAGAAGAUACUGAAAUGAACUAA